Molecule: messenger RNA, 878 nt
Organism: Neodiprion virginianus
Lineage: Eukaryota; Metazoa; Arthropoda; Insecta; Hymenoptera; Diprionidae
Product: protein dj-1beta-like
Exons: 4
Coding region: 212-778 (188 amino acids)
Biological process (GO): guanine deglycation, glyoxal removal; protein deglycation, glyoxal removal
Cellular component (GO): cytosol; nucleus
Molecular function (GO): protein deglycase activity
Source: RefSeq, a predicted model, not a curated record
UCAGCUACCUGGUUGCAUUAGUUUGAUUUUUUUCUACUAGAUGACGCAUUGCAAAGUGACAAUCUCAAUUAUAUUCACACUGUACGUUCGUCAAGCGAUCAGCUGUUGCGGUGCGGCGCGUAGAUGACCUUGGCUUAGAAUUCUAUUAAAGAUUAAAGCCGAGUGAAGAAUACAAGUACACGGAGAAGAGGAAUCAAAAAUCUAUUUUAAAAUGCCAAAAACAGCGAUUUUACUCCUGGCCGAAGGCGCGGAGGAAAUGGAAGCGGUUAUCACCAUCGAUGUUCUUCGACGUGCUGGGAUUGCAGUAACUGUAGCCAGUCUCGACGGCAGCAAUGUCGUUACAUGUAGCAGAGGUGUGAAAAUUUGCCCCGAUGAACAACUGACGGAUGAACACAAGGAUAAAGCUUAUGACGUUGUUAUAAUGCCCGGUGGACUUGCUGGCUCUCAAGCCUUGGCUAAAUCGGACAAAGUUGGCGCCAUCCUCCAAAAACAAGCGAGUGAAAAUCGACUAGUGGCAGCUAUUUGUGCAGCGCCAACUGCAUUGAAAGCCCACGGACUUGCCAAGGGCAAGAAAAUCACUGCCUACCCAUCGAUGAAGGAUCAGUUACAAGAUGACUAUACGUAUAUAGAUGAGAAGGUGGUGAUUGAUGGCAAUUUCAUCACAAGCCAGGGACCUUCGACUGCAUACUUGUUUGGAUUGGCAAUCGUUGAAGCCUUGAUAGGAAAACCAGAAGCAACUACAGUUGCCCGAGGCAUGCUUUGUGAUGAGUACAAGUAAUUUGGUACUACAAGACGAAGCGAAGUAAGAGAAAGUUUUCCGGAAGGCUGGCCAGGAUGACGAAUGACAGUUUUUAAUAAAUAACAUUACUUCUAUAAGA